Messenger RNA from Solea solea (common sole), 1323 nucleotides. Its product is annotated as mitochondrial amidoxime-reducing component 1-like. The transcript has 7 exons. Lineage: Eukaryota; Metazoa; Chordata; Actinopteri; Pleuronectiformes; Soleidae. The coding region runs from base 101 to 1081 and encodes 326 amino acids. Gene Ontology annotation, cellular component: mitochondrial inner membrane. Gene Ontology annotation, molecular function: pyridoxal phosphate binding; molybdopterin cofactor binding; molybdenum ion binding. Gene Ontology annotation, biological process: nitrate metabolic process. The record is from RefSeq and is a predicted model, not a curated record.
AAAGCAUAGUAAUAAUAAGAAGAAGAACACGUGAACUUUGUUGCUGGAGGCUGUUGUUUCUGAAGUCAAAGUGCACAGUGAAUCACAACAAGGUGCAGAAAUGGAGGUGAAGACGCAGGUGGUGAACGCGUUGGCCGAGAACAAGAAAACCGCUCUUCUUGUUCUCGGAGGAGUUGGUGCAGCUGCUGCCAUUCUGGCGUUUAAAUACCUGCGAAAACCGGAGGAGCUGGUCCGUGUGGGGGUCGUGUCUCAGCUGCUCGUACACCCUCUGAAGUCCGGCAAAGCUGUGAGUGUGGCGCUGGCUGAGUGUGACACGUUUGGACUGAGGUUUGGAGAACUACAAGACAGACACUGGCUGGUGGUGAAGGAGGACGGUCACAUGGUGACGGGCAGACAGCAGCCUCGUCUGGUCCUGGUGUCUCUGACCUGUGAGGGAGGUCACGUCUGUUUGAACGGACCAAACAUGGAGGAGCUGAAGUUUCCCAUCAAACAGCCCGACAACCACGUCAUGGACUGCAGAGUGUUCAGCGAUGACAUCCAGGGUCGGGACUGUGGCGACGAGGCGUCUCGCUGGCUCACCCGUUACCUUGGGGAAGAGAAAACCUUUCGCUUGGUUCACUUUGAACCUCAGAUGAAGGGGAGACAGUCGCCAGAGCCGCUGUUCCCACAGGAUGAGAAGGUGGCGUACCCUGACGUGGGACCGGUGAUGCUGCUGUCCGAGGCGUCCGUUCAGAAUCUGAGCAGCAAGCUGGAGAAGGACGUGACUGCGAGGCGCUUCCGUCCAAACAUUGUGAUCAGUGACUGCGAGGCGUUUGCUGAGGAUUCAUGGGCAGAGAUCCAGAUUGGCAACGUGCGACUGCAGCGUGUCAUGUCAUGUGGAAGGUGCAUUUUCACCAAGGUCGACCCUGAGACUGGAAUCAUCAACCGAAAAGAGCCUCUGGAGACGCUGAAGAGCUAUCGCCUGUGCGACCCGUCGGAGAAGGACAUCUACAAAGCGUCGCCGCUGUUUGGACAACUGCACACGGUGAAGAAGACGGGGAUCCUGCAGGUCGGCGACGUCGUGUACAAGAUCAGCCGUUAAUUAGCGAGCGUCGGGGGGGGAAGUGGGAAAGUAGUGCCUUUGACUGAAUGAUGUAAAAGUGAAAUCACUAAAAUAGAUGCACAAAUAUGCAUGGGCUACAAUACAAAGCAAUAUUUUACUUUUUUUACACUUUAUCUUUCCUCUCAUGUCAUCUUCUCUUGUCAGUAUAUAAACAUCUCACCUGUCCCCAUGUGCUGAUUUAAUCUGUACCUGAUUCCUAGAUUAAUAAACUGGCAAAUGAA